Messenger RNA from Peromyscus maniculatus bairdii (prairie deer mouse), 2061 nucleotides. RefSeq names its product C-X-C motif chemokine receptor 6 (gene Cxcr6). Gene Ontology annotation, molecular function: C-C chemokine binding; coreceptor activity; C-C chemokine receptor activity. The record is from RefSeq and is a predicted model, not a curated record. Gene Ontology annotation, biological process: inflammatory response; G protein-coupled receptor signaling pathway; positive regulation of cytosolic calcium ion concentration. Lineage: Eukaryota; Metazoa; Chordata; Mammalia; Rodentia; Cricetidae. Gene Ontology annotation, cellular component: membrane; external side of plasma membrane.
CCUAUCAGGUUUUAACAUCAGAAUACAUGCCAAGCCAAGAAAAAGGGAGUAUAAAGCAUCAGAAUCAUGCUUCAUUUUUGACUCUCAAAUUAAGUGGGCGGGCUUGUCAAGACUGUCAUGUAGAUUCUGCCUGUGGGUUAGAGAAAGGGGUAGGUCACUAGCUGAAAGCUCUUAAAUAUUUGACGGAAACACAGAUCACACAUCAUAGAGAAGCAGAGGCAGACCUUGAGUGAGCAUACUUCACUCUGGAACAAAGCUACUGGGGCUUCCCUAUUGAUGUUUGCCACAACAGACGCCAUGAAUGAUGACUACGAGGCAGAUCCCUGGCUCUCCAACAAUUCCAGUGAUAACAGCCAGGAGCACAAAUACUUCCUAAAGUUCAAGGAGAUCUUUCUGCCCUGCAUGUACCUGAUGGUGUUUGUCUUUGGACUAGUAGGGAACUCCCUGGUUCUGAUUAUAUACAUUUUCUACCAGAAACUGAGGAGUCUGACAGAUGUGUUCCUGGUGAACUUGCCCCUGGCUGACCUGGUAUUUGUCUGUACUCUGCCCUUUUGGGCCUAUGCAGGCACCUAUGAGUGGGUCUUUGGCACAGUCAUGUGCAAAACUCUUCGAGGCAUGUAUACAGUAAACUUCUACGUGUCCAUGCUCACUCUUACCUGCAUCACGGUGGAUCGUUUCAUUGUGGUGGUCCAGGCUACUAAGGUCUUUAACCAGCAGGCUAAGUGGAAGAUGUGGGGCCAGGUCACUUGCUUGCUCAUUUGGGUGGUCUCCCUGUUGGUCUCUUUGCCACAGAUCAUCUAUGGUAAUGUUGAACGUUUUGAUAAGCUUAUCUGUCAGUACCACAAUGAGGCGAUUUCUACUGUGGUUCUUGCCACGCAGAUGACUCUGGGGUUCUUCUUGCCACUGCUCACUAUGAUUAUGUGCUACUCAGGCAUUAUCAAGACCUUGCUUCAUGCUCGAGGCUUCCAGAAGCACAAAUCUCUAAAGAUCAUCUUCGUUGUAGUGGCCGUGUUCCUGCUGACCCAGACACCCUUCAACCUUGCCAUGUUAAUCCAGAGCACAAGCUGGGAGCACUAUAUUAUCACCAGCUUUCAGUACGCUAUCCUAGUGACAGAGGCUAUAGCAUACUUUCGGGCUUGCCUCAAUCCUGUGCUCUACGCCUUUGUUGGCUUAAAGUUCCGGAAGAACCUCUGGAAAUUUGCGAAGGACAUUGGCUGCCUCCCUUACUUGGGAGUCUCAAGUCAGUGGAAAUCUUCUGAGGACAGUUCCAAGACUUGUUCUGCCUCCCACAAUGUAGAGACCACCAGCAUGUUCCAAUUGCAGUAGGCCUGGCCAGACUUGGAGAAACUAGCAUCAGAAUUCUUAGGAGCAUGGCUAUGUCCUUUGGAUGCAACAAGAAAGGCGUUGCUUAUAGUAUUCGGACUCUUGUGGAGAAGUCACUGAAAACUGUGGCUGGUAUACAAAGCUUCUCAGAUAUAAACAUAUCCUGUUCCUAAUAUCUAAGCCUCAAUGUUCAAAGGAGAAAUGUCUUAUUAUUUUUUAAGCACUUUCUCUCUUCCAUCCCUAAGAAUGCUAAUUCUAGAGACCUCAGGUUCUCUUUUACCAAGUUUGGGGCUAAAAGUUGAAGAGGAGUUGCAUCAACAAAGCUGUUGAUGGCAGGUGUCAUGCAAGGUUCCUGAGCUCAGAAGAUUCUUCUAUGGGCAAGCAGUGGAGAACACAAGUGCUGGUCACCGGGCACCUAAUAGGAUGAGACCAAGCUCUGAUUCAUCCAGGGGUUUGACUUUUGUAUUGGUGGAAUGCUUAUAUUUUCUUGGGUUAUUUUUUGAAAGUACAGCAUAAGAGACUGAAAUUAGGCCAGGAUAAAUAGCUGAAUUUCAGUGGUUCAUAUAAUGCUAGAAAAAUGUGUAAAAAGGAGCUUAAGACUAUAACAAAUCUAAGCAGCAUUAUUAGAGGGACUCUGGUGGCUUUGCUCAUCUUAAAACAAAAACAAAAAUAAAAACAGAACUUUCCAAUGCCUGCCACACAUAAUAAAUAUGUACACACAAAUAUAUCAAAUAUUAU